GGACUCCUCUGUCACACCCCCUUCCUCCCCGUAAAGUUGGUGCCUUUGUUUCAGGAAACAAGCUAAAGUGGACUCUGCUUUGCAGGGUCUUUUCGCUAUUUAAAUGGAAAUGGUGCAGACAAAGCGUACAUUUAUUUGCUUUUGUGUUCCUUAUCCCUGGGUUCUGGAGGGUCAUUGGUUCUCAUCGCACAGCCUUUAAGGUUCAGGGCGGUGGGACAGGACUGUCUGAUCAUAUUCUUUGGGGGCAAGAUUUCAAUUGUAUUUCCUCUCCCUAUGAAGCUGGCAGAACGAAAUAAAAGAAUUGUUAACUCUCCAACGUUGUUCUCCUCCCCAUAUGGCAGGCUUUGAAUAUGAAAACAAAUGGAGACGCUCGCUAGUUAAUUUGUCAUGAAAAAAACUAGUAGCCACCAUGUGAACCAACACAACCUUAUUUAGGAGGGUAAAUGGAAAACAACAGCAAAAAGCAGUAAUGAAUCACAGCUAAGUGAAAGAGGAAGACGCUGGCUUACUUGCUGAUGUUACCUAUAAUACAACAUUCUUCGAUAAAGAAAAUUUAUGUGGGGUUAAUUUGAUUUCCGUUUUGUGAUGAUUUUUUGUGUUUUAGAAGUAUACCAAGAUAACAUUUUCAAGAUGGAAAGUCCCUCGGACUCAGCUGUGAUUUUACCUAGCACUCCACAGGGCUGUGUCAAUCUACCAUCUCCCCAAACAAGUAGUUCAAGAAAGCAACCUAUGAGUGCAACACUUAGAGAACGACUGAGGAAAACUAGAUUUUCAUUUAAUUCCUGUUACAGUGUGGUAAAACGCCUUAAAAUAGAGAAUGAUGAAAAUGAUCAGACCUUUCCAGAGAAACCAUCAUGUUCAACAGAAGAAAACCGUUUGGAAUUGCAAGAUAAUUUUAAGCACAUAGACAGUGAAUUUGAAGAAAGUUCAUAUUUGAAAAAUACCAUCAAGAAUAUCAAUGCAUGUGAAUCUAAACCACUUGAUACUGGCUCUUGCAGUGAUCUCCAAAAUGACUUAGAUGAGAAUCUUCCCCAAAAAGGAUUAGAUGAAGAAAAGGCAAAAUUGGUGAAACAGAUUCAGGAGAAAGAAGACCUUCUUAGGAGGCUAAAACUAGUCAAAAUGUAUAGAUCAAAGAAUGACCUGACUCAGUUACAGUUGUUAAUAAAGAAGUGGAGAAGCUGUAGCCAACUGUUGCUUCACGAGUUGCAGUCAGCUAUGUCUGAAGAGAACAAGAAACUCAGCCUUACUCAGUUGAUAGACUUCUAUGGGUUAGAUGAUAAAUUAUUACACUACAACAGAAAUGAAGAAGAAUUUAUUGGUGUUUAAUUUCUAAUUUUUCCUCCAGAAUAUCUUUGAGGAUGACAACUUAAAAAAUACUUACACAUUUUAAAGGGAAGAUAUAUACCAUUAGGGCUUAAAAGGAGGUAUCUUGAUGAACAUCAAUUUAGGGUACUCUGUUAGAUAAAUAUGUAAAUUCUAAAAUUAAAGUUUAGUAUUUUGGAUAAUCUGAAAAAAAUUGACAAAGAUAAGUGAAAAAAAAUUUAAAUCAUGUUUUAAAACAUAAUUUGGACAGUUUUGGAAGUCAGUUAUAAUACUUUUUUGUUUAUUAUAAAAAGAUGUUUUAUUUUAAAUAUUAAAAAAUAGUUCAAUCUGGUGAAUGAUUAAACUUAAACUGGUCUAAAAUGCCUGCCUGUCUCCUAAGUUUGUGAACCUUGUUUUCAUCAAUUUACCACAUAUUCCCAUCAAUAUGCUCUAUUAGGUAAUUAAACUCAUAUGUCCAAAAUUA
Messenger RNA from Pipistrellus kuhlii (Kuhl's pipistrelle), 1786 nucleotides. It is a transcript of the gene SFR1, whose product is annotated as SWI5 dependent homologous recombination repair protein 1. Gene Ontology annotation, cellular component: Swi5-Sfr1 complex. Gene Ontology annotation, biological process: positive regulation of DNA-templated transcription; double-strand break repair via homologous recombination. Bases 586 to 1326 code for a protein of 246 amino acids. The transcript has 3 exons. Lineage: Eukaryota; Metazoa; Chordata; Mammalia; Chiroptera; Vespertilionidae. The record is from RefSeq and is a predicted model, not a curated record.